Messenger RNA from Macrobrachium nipponense, 508 nucleotides. It is a transcript of the gene RpL23, whose product is annotated as large ribosomal subunit protein uL14. Gene Ontology annotation, biological process: translation. Gene Ontology annotation, cellular component: cytosolic large ribosomal subunit; ribosome. The record is from RefSeq and is a predicted model, not a curated record. Lineage: Eukaryota; Metazoa; Arthropoda; Malacostraca; Decapoda; Palaemonidae. Gene Ontology annotation, molecular function: structural constituent of ribosome; large ribosomal subunit rRNA binding. The transcript has 5 exons. The coding region runs from base 53 to 475 and encodes 140 amino acids.
GAUCUCUGCGCUUUCCGCUCGUCUCGUGUUAUUCCUUCAUCGUAGCGCCGUCAUGUCGAAGAGAGGACGUGGUGGAUCAGCUGGCGGAAAAUUCCGCAUCUCCCUCGGUCUACCCGUGGGGGCUGUGAUGAACUGUGCCGAUAAUACUGGCGCUAAAAACCUCUAUAUUAUUGCUGUGCAAGGAGUAAGAGGACGUUUGAACAGGCUGCCAGCUGCUGCAGUGGGAGACAUUGUGGCUGCAACUGUCAAAAAAGGAAAGCCAGAGCUCAGAAAGAAAGUUCAUCCUGCAGUGGUCAUUAGGCAGAGGAAGCCAUAUAGGAGGAAGGAUGGUGUGUUUAUAUACUUUGAGGAUAAUGCAGGCGUGAUAGUAAACAACAAAGGUGAAAUGAAAGGUUCUGCCAUUACAGGCCCAGUGGCAAAAGAAUGUGCAGAUUUAUGGCCAAGAAUUGCCUCAAAUGCUGGGUCAAUUGCCUGAUGUCAUUAAAGUAAAAAAAAAAAUAGAAAAAAA